Messenger RNA from Vitis vinifera (wine grape), 1961 nucleotides. RefSeq names its product suppressor of mec-8 and unc-52 protein homolog 2. NCBI's taxonomy places the organism in Eukaryota, Viridiplantae, Streptophyta, Magnoliopsida, Vitales, Vitaceae. Gene Ontology annotation, biological process: mRNA splicing, via spliceosome. The record is from RefSeq and is a predicted model, not a curated record. Gene Ontology annotation, cellular component: nucleus. The transcript is spliced from 11 exons. The coding region runs from base 109 to 1809 and encodes 566 amino acids.
AGUGAGGGUAUUUAUGUAAUUAUCAUAUAUAACUUCAGAUAGCGGGGGAUGGGUUCUCGAGGGGAAUGGUAAGAGCCCUAGAGUGGGGAACCAUAGAAAUUAUCAUCAAUGGCGUCGUCGAAGAGGAAUCAUAAAGAGAAGAUAAUUCGUCGAAAAGAAGAGAAACCAGAAGAACCGGAGCUACCGAAGUAUAGGGAUCGUGCAAAGGAGCGGAGAGAGGAUCAAAAUCCGGAUUACGAACCAACUGAACUCGGCUCUUUUCAUGCGGUUGCUCCUCCUGGCACCGUCGACCUUAGGUCAACUGACGCCAACAAGAUAUCCAUCGAGCACAGCAAGUACCUCGGAGGGGAUGUGGAACACACGCAUUUGGUCAAAGGCUUGGACUAUGCUUUGCUUCAUAAAGUGAGAAGUGAGAUUGAAAAGAAACCGGAAGUUGGAGAUGAUGCUGAUGGAAAGUCCAGAGUAUCCAAUGAGGACCAGCCAUUGUCAUUUCGCACUGCAACUGCAAAGUCAGUGUAUCAGUGGAUUGUCAAGCCCCAAACUGUUGUCAAGUCAAACGAGAUGUUCCUCCCUGGUAGAAUGGCAUUUAUUUUUAGCAUGGAGGGUGGAUUUUCUAGUGACAUUCCAACGACCCUGCAUAGAAGUAAAGCUGACUGUCCAGUGCCGGAGGAAAUGGUUACUGUCGGCGUUGAUGGUUCUGUGCUGGACCGAAUUGCUAAAAUCAUGUCAUAUCUUCGCCUGGGAUCAUCUGGGAAGGUUCUCAAGAAGAAGAAGAAGGAGAGAGAUGUCAAAGGAAAGAUAUCAACUGUUGGUAAUGAAUUUGAUGAAGAGAAGAAGCCAUCAAAGCUUGAUGGUGGAAUGUCAAAGAAUCAAACCGAAAGGGAAAGCCUGCCACCACCUUUACCUCCCAGGAAAAAUUAUGUUGAUUCAAGAGAGAAACAUGGUCCAUCUGUUGCUAGAUCUGAACAGGAUGACAUAUUUGUUGGGGAUGGUGUUGAAUAUGAUAUUCCCAGUAAAGACAUGAGUCAGAGCCCUGUCUCCGAGGACAUGGAGGAGUCUCCUCGAAACAAGGAAAGAAUUUCCUAUCUCAGUGAACCUGCUUAUGGUCCAGUUCCGCCCUCUGAGCCUCAGGAAUGGCAACAAACGAAUGGAUAUGAUGCUAUGCAAGCACAAGCAUUGGCUGCUGGCUACCAGGGAGACUGGCAGGAGUACCAAUAUGCUGAGCAAAUGGCUUAUCCUGAACAAUAUCUCCAGCAGAACAUGCAAACAUAUGAUGUGCAGGCAGGUAUGGGCAUUCCUCAGGAUCCACGCUUCAUGACUCAAGAAGAGAAGGAUCGGGGUUUGGGGUCCGUGUUCAAGCGGGAUGAUCAAAGGCUGCAGCAACUGAGGGAGAAAGAUGCUCGAGAGAAGGAUCCCAACUUCAUAUCAGAAAGUUACUCUGAAUGCUAUCCUGGGUAUCAGGAGUACAACCGUGAGGUUGUGGACAGUGAUGAUGAAGAUGACUUGUCAAAAAUGGACAUGGGUGGACGUGCUAAGGGUCGUCUACAUCGGUGGGACUUUGAAACAGAGGAGGAAUGGGCAACAUAUAACGAGCAGAAGGAAGCAAUGCCAAAAGCUGCAUUCCAGUUUGGUGUGAAGAUGCAAGAUGGUAGAAAGACAAGAAAGCAAAACAAGGACCAGAAGCUCACCAACGAGCUCCACAAGAUCAACAAGAUACUUGCCAGAAAGAAAAUGGAGAAGGGUGAGAUGAAUGAUGAUGGAGGCCGCUAUGAUGAUGAUUCACAACCUGGGAAGAAGCUUCGGAUAUGAAGCUUUUAGAAGAGUUGGUUGAUGCAACUUUUGUACUAUUUGUAGGAUAAUUUUUUUGUUGAUCUGGAGCCUGUAUUGCACUAAGUUUUUUAGGGCAAAGGAAAGUGAAGUUUGUCAUAAAUUCUUGCUAAUGUAGUAAUCGGUUUCCCUUU